Molecule: messenger RNA, 942 nt
Organism: Phycodurus eques (leafy seadragon)
Lineage: Eukaryota; Metazoa; Chordata; Actinopteri; Syngnathiformes; Syngnathidae
Gene: hdhd2
Product: haloacid dehalogenase-like hydrolase domain containing 2
Exons: 9
Coding region: 46-825 (259 amino acids)
Biological process (GO): dephosphorylation
Molecular function (GO): phosphatase activity
Source: RefSeq, a predicted model, not a curated record
GACUUGACCCGGAAGCAGGAGCAGUUUUUUUCAAAGUUGUCAAGAAUGGCAAGCAGACGCGCUCUGAAGGCCGUCCUCAUUGACCUGAGUGGAACUCUGCACAUAGAGGACACAGCAGUGCCCGGGGCACAGGAUGCCCUCUCCAGGUUACGGCAGGUGUCUGUUGCCGUCAAGUUUGUAACCAACACAACCAAAGAGAGUAAGAAGAACUUGCUGGAAAGGCUGCAACGGCUCAAUUUUGACCUCCAGGAAAAAGAGAUUUUCACAUCACUGAGCGCCGCGAGGAGCCUCCUAGAGAAGACAAAAUACAGACCGUUGCUCCUAGUGGAGGACAGCGCUCUGGAAGAUUUCAUAGGUAUCAACACAUCCGAACCAAAUGCUGUUGUCAUCGGGCUCGCUCCUGAUCACUUUGACUACCAAACUAUGAACAAGGCUUUCAGACUGAUUCUGGAUGGUGCGCCUCUUUUCGCAAUCCAUAAGGCUCGCUACUAUAAAAGGAAAGAUGGUUUGGCCCUCGGCCCCGGGCCCUUCGUAACUGGACUGGAGUAUGCCACAGACUGUAAAGCUACUGUGGUGGGAAAGCCUGAAAAAACGUUUUUCACACAGGCUCUGGCUGAUUUGGGGUGUCGUCCAGAUGAAGCAGUCAUGAUAGGCGAUGAUGCCAGAGAUGAUGUAGGAGGAGCUCAGAGUGCAGGAAUGUUAGGGAUUCUGGUCCGAACUGGUAAAUACAGGCAAGGAGACGAGAAUAAAACCAACCCUCCUCCUCACCUGACGUGCGAUACUUUUCCAGACGCUGUUGAACACAUCCUUAAGAACCUACUAUAACAUCGCUUGGCGUAAGGCAGUUGGUUGAUGAGUGGAACCUUGUCAUCAUGUACAUAACUAUAUAGCUAUUCAUCUGUUCACCAUCUUUAGUUAUAAUGGUGCAUAAAUAAAAAAGUU